AUGGUGCUCCUUACAGCUGGAGCUAUAGAUAAAAUAAAUUCUGGGGACAGCAUAAAGGAUCCCAUUCUCAAAGUAGAGGGUUAUAAAAAUGUCCCUGGUAGUAACGCUGGACAAAAUCGGUAUCGUUUGCUACUUAGUGACGGCGUGAAGUCUCAUUCAUUCGCUAUGCUUGCUACACAGUUGAAUCAUCUUGUUGAAGCCGGGAAACUCUUGAAUGGAAGUAUAAUUCGCUUAAAGAAAUUUGUAUGCAACAAUGUUCAAAAGGACAAGUACGUUGUCAUCGUUCUCGAUGUAGACAUAAUCGGAUUCGAGCAACCAACAGUUGCACAAGGUGAAGUGUUGGUACAAUGUUUUAUCAGUAAUAUUACCAUAUCAGGUCGUGUACCGCUGAAUCAAGUUGAAGAGAACUCAUCCAUGGGGUCAGGCGUCUCGUCCUUAUCGAAUCGCAGUGUUCCGAUUACUCCGCCGCGGUCGACUGGAGGGCCAUUUACAUCUGCCAGCCCUGGCACUCCUGGAGGUCGAGUUUUUAGUAUACAGAGCCUUAAUCCCUAUCAGAGUCGUUGGACGAUUCGCGCGCGUGUCUCUCAAAAGGGCACCAUUCGUACCUGGCAGAGGAAUGGUCGGGAAGGCAAACUUUUCAGUUUUACUCUUCUUGAUUCAACUGGAGAAAUUAGAGUGACUGCUUUCAACUCUGAGGUGGACAAAUUCUAUGACUCGGUUGAGGUUAAUAAGGUCUACUACGUUAGUAAGGCCUCUCUAAAGCCUGCCAAUAAGCAGUUUAAUACCACGAACAAUGACUAUGAAAUGACUCUCAACACUGAUAGCCAAAUCGUCGCUUGUGAAGACGGUGAAGAUGUCUGCGUACCUUCUUUCUCUUUCAAUUUCGUUCCCAUUGGCAAGCUUGAUAGUUAUCAACCGGGUGAUUUUGUUGACAUAGUCGGAGUGGUCCAUGAUUCUGGCGAUGUCUCUACUGUCAACAUAAAGUCGUCCCAGCGGGAAGUUCAGAAACGAGAAGUGAGUUUGGUGGACGAUUCCGGGUGUCUUGUGCGUCUCACACUCUGGGGCCAGGAGGCAGUCAACUUUGAUGGUUCGAAUCAUCCCGCAUUGGUGGUUAAAUCAGCAAAACUGAGUGACUUUAAUGGGAGAUCGUUGGGCACCACGGUGCAAUCCUCUGUGAUGGUCGCACCGACUGACAUCCCCGAGGCGAAUCGAUUGAAAGGCUGGUAUGAGAAUGGCGGAGGAAGUACGUCCAACUUUGAGACAUAUCGUGGAGAGGCGAUAGGCGAGCCUGGUGGUGAGGGCUUCAUUGGUGCUCUGGCACCGCGAGAACUGAACUUCCUGUCCGACCUUGAAGUGCCUGGGGUGGGUGGUCAGAUCAAGGCGGAUUUUUUCACUUGCAAGGCGGCGGUGACCUUCCUGAAGAAAGAGAACUUCAUGUACCAGUCGUGCACUACCGAGGGCUGCCAAAAGAAGGUUUUAGAUUUAGGCAAUGGACUCUAUCGGUGUGAGAAGUGCAGCCGCGAGACACCCACUUACAAGUGGCGACUUCUGCUCUCCGUGAAAAUCUCUGAUAUGACAGGUGAACAUUGGAUUACGUGUUUCCAAAACACGGCGGAAGUUAUUCUUGGUCGAAGUGCCGAAGAAUUAGGCGCUAUUAAGGAGUCUAAGGAUGAAAAUCAAAUGGAGAACGUCUUUGUAAAUGCCAUAUUUAAAUCAUGGAUCUUUCGACUCCGAGCCAAAGUGGACACAUUCAACGAUGAGUCGAGGUUACGAGUGGUGGCCAUUGAAGCGAAGCCAGUAAAUUUUGCGGACUACGGGAGGCAAUUACAGAAAAGGAUCGAUGCCAUCAUCCCAACACUUCCUGCCGAGUUGACAAUGGAUGAUGCAAUGGAAUGA
This is a messenger RNA of Hydatigera taeniaeformis, 1896 nucleotides long. Lineage: Eukaryota; Metazoa; Platyhelminthes; Cestoda; Cyclophyllidea; Taeniidae. The record is from the annotation of a GenBank genome assembly.